AGUAUGAACCAUGAGUGACCAAGUGGUCCAGCUCUCCUCAGCCUUUCACCAUGAGGACAUGCUUCAGUCUCUGCACCAGCUCAGACUGCAUGGCCACCUGUGUGAUGUCACAGUCCAGGUGGACUUCCAGGGUGAGCUGGAAGAGUUUGAGGCUCACCAGGCGGUCCUAGCUGCCUCCAGCGGCUACUUCAAGAACAUCCUACUGGCCCCGGACCCACCCAAGAAACUAUUCUUGGGGAACGUUCGAACCACUGAUUUCACCAGGUUCUUGGAAUAUGUAUACACUGGCAAACUGGAGGUGGAUAAAGAGUUUGCUAAAGACAAGAUUGGUGUAAUACAUGAAGUGGCGACACUGUUGGAGUGUAAGAGCCUUGUCCAGGCUUGCAGCUCGGUUCUCGAUGAAGGCAGCUUGAGUCUGCACAGGGUUGAAGCGUCCAUGUCACAGGACAUGGAAGCUGAUUUGGAUGAUGUGGGAGAGGAGGAUGUGGCGCUGGGGGUCGGAGUCAACAAAGUUCCCAAAAUAGCCUCCACCAAGAGGCUGAUUCCUCCAACAAAACCGGAGAGAGGGGAGAAAAGGGCAAAGGUCGCGGUCACAGCCGAGGAGGAGAGGUCAGAGGUGAAUAAAGACACUGAGGUCUCUGGGAGGAGGAGUAACAGGCUGGCAGGGCGCAGAGUCUUCAUUGACAUUCCUAAGAAGAAGUACGUGAGGAAGAUGAAGGACCAGACCAAGGCGCAGAUGGAAGAUCUGCCUGACAACAACACUCAGACAACCAAUCAGGGGGAGAACACUGACGACACACAGGAGGCAGAAGAGGCCCUUCCAGAGCCGCUGCCUGAAAAAGAGGGGGCGGGACUGGAGUCAACAGACGUUGAUGAUGAAGAUGAGGUGGAAGAGGGAGAUAUACCGGGGGAUUGUCCAGAUGACUCCCUCUUCUUGCCCAGCAAGGAAGAGGAGGGUGAGGAGGAGGGAGAGGAGCGUGCCACCAACAGAUCAUCCAGACGUAUUGACACUCAAUACAAGUGUGACAAAUGUCAACGGACCUUCCACUAUGAGAAGAGCUACCUGAAGCACAUCAAGACGAGCCACAGUGUGCAGGGGGAGGUGACGUACCGUUGUGACACCUGCCAGCAGACCUUCGCCAACCGCUGCAACCUGAAGAUCCACCAGAGACACGUCCACAGUGACGAAAGACUGUUCCCCUGUGACGUCUGCACCAAGACCUUCAAGCGCAAGAAGGACGUGACGCGCCACCGGCGACAGGUGCACGAGGGAGGCGGUGAGCGGCACACCUGUCUUGUGUGUAACAAGGCUUUGAGCUCUAAGACAGCGUUGACGCUACACGAGAGAACACACACAGGAGACAAGCCCUACUCCUGCACUGACUGUGAAGCCAAGUUCUCCCAGAGCUCAGCCCUCAAGACCCACCGCAGGACUCACACAGGAGAGAAGCCUUUCGCCUGUGACCAGUGUGAUGCGAGGUUCACCCAGAACCACAUGUUGUCCUAUCACAAAAGGGCCCACACAGGAGAGAAGCCUUUUAUGUGUGAGAGCUGUGGGAAAAGCUUUGCCUCUAAAGAAUACCUGAAACACCACUCUAGAAUCCACACAGGCUCCAGGCCUUACAAGUGUGAACAAUGUGGUCGGGCCUUCGCCCAGAGAAACUCCCUCCACCAGCAUAUGAAGAUACACACAGGUGAGCGUCCGUACCACUGUACAGAUUGUGAUAAGCAGUUCACCCAGCUGAAUGCCCUCCAGAGGCACCAGAGGAUUCAUACAGGGGAGAAGCCCUACAUGUGUGGCCUCUGCAACCGUACCUUCACGGACAAGUCCACUGUACGCAGACACACCAUGACUCACGACCAAAACACUCCGUGGAAGAACUACCUGGUGGUCCUCAAGGACAACAUGGAGAAAAAGACGAAGAAACCCAGAAGCCUUGGUAGAAAGGUUAAAAUAGAGACGGUGGUUCGGGAGGUGGAAGGGGAUAGUGGAGCUGGAGGUAGGCUCCAGGAGGGGACCAUAUUGGUUCCUGGUGAGCCCAUCACCCUCUCAGCCAGCUGGGGCGACCCAGGGACCAUCGCCCUGGUUAGCCACACCACCCUGGGUGGGUUCACGGUCAUCCAGACAGAGAUGCCGGCUGGGACCCAGCUACCCAUCGUCACCACAGAUGGCACCGGGGCCAGUGUCAUCUCUCUGGAUGGAUCCACUGUCUCUGUCCCCUUUACUAUCCCUGUCUCUAUGUCCUCCAUCUCUGUGUCCUCGUCCUCCUCUGGUGUCCUCCCUGUCCAGACUGUGUCUGUCUCUGUCCCAGUCACUGUUUCAGGGGCCAUAUUUGCCCCAGUUUCAGAGACCAGUCUUUCAACUUCGUGUGUUCUGGAAACUGCGGUGUCGCAGACCAUCUUGGCUCCAGAUUUGGAAGCUGGGCCUGGUUCAGAUAUGACGACCAUUGCGGAUCCUGAGGAGGCAGUUUCAGAGUGUGCCCCGAUCUCUGAGGAGUGUGUUACAGUGCAGACAUCAGAACUGGAGACUGAGACACAGAGCACUGCUGUCUCUAAUGAGGAACAACACAGUGUACCAGAGGACAUUGGUACUGUGGAAGACCUGGAGGUGUCCACCGAAGAUACUGUGGUGUAGGUUGGCAUAUAUUUCAAUGUACACUCCCUUCCAUAUGUAUUAGGGCAUUGAAGAUAAUUCCUUUAAUUUGUCUCUAUACUCCAGCAUUUUGGAUUUUGAGGUCAAAUGUUUCAUGCGAGGCGACGACAGAACACUACCUUUUUUCUGUUUACUAAAUGAAAGCACUGUAUCGAAAUCAAAUCAAAUGUAUUUGUCACAUACCCAUUUUACAGCUGGUAAUCAAGGUGCAGUGAAAUGUUUACGCUAGUUCCCUCAAUGCGGUACAUUAAUCAGCAAUAACAGUGAAGAGUCAAGUAGAAAAUAACAAGUCGUAGAAGAGGUAAUAUGCAUAGUAAUAAUGGACUGUAUUUACACUAUGUACAAAUAUAAAGUGGGUUGUGGAUUCAAUAGUACUAGAAGAGCAGCAUUGAGUGUGUGUUUAUUGGUGUUUGUGUGCUUAUGGGUGUUUGUGUGUAAGGGUUGAAUAUGUGUGUAGUCGGUGCAAAUCAUUUCUAAGGUGCCUAAUGCAAAUAGUCUCUACGGUGCAGAUCUGUGCAGGGGGUCCGCUAGGUUUAGAUUUUUAGCAGUGUGAUGGCCUGGUGGUAGAAGCUGUCUCUGAGCCUGUUCGUCCGAGACCCAAUACUCAGAAGAGACGCUACUGCUAAACCACGGCCGGGGUUGUGAUUGAAUCAUGUCCGGUUCUCUGUGAUGUGCACUUCGAGGAACUUGAAGCUUUUUACCCUUCUCCACUGCAGCCCGGUCGAUGACAAUAGUGGCGUGCUCCUCCCCUUGUUUCCUGUAGUCCAUAAUCAGCUCCUUGGUUUUGCUGACAUUAUCGGGAGAGGCUGUUUCCCUGGCACCGCUGACUCUAGUCCCCCCCCCCCAUUUGAAGAAGUCAUACGUAUUUGGACACAUUCACUUACAGUGUAUUAAAGUCGUCAAAAGUGUAGUAUUUGGUCCCAUUCAAUGACUACGUUAAGCUUGUGACUACAAACUCAUUGGAUGCAUUUGCAGUUUGUUUUGAGUUAUGUUUUGACCAAUGAACUGAAUGGUGAAUGGUGUAUUGUCAUUUUUGAGUAACUUUUAUUGUAAAUAAGGAUGUUUUUUAACAUUUCUACAUUAAUGUGGAUGCUACCAUGAUUAUGGAUAAUCCAUGAAUGAAUCGUGAAUAAUGAUGAGUGAGAAAGUUAGAGGCACAGAGAUCAUACACCCCCCCCCAAAAAGAAAAUGCUGAACUCCCAUGUUAAUGAUCAGGUUAGCAAGUUCUGUAACCUUCUCACUUGUCAUUAUUCAUUCAUGAUUUUUCUUAAUCAUGGCAUUAUCAGGAUUCAUUCGGAAGUGUUCUGAAACAUCUUAUCUACUCACUGAGAAAUACAAUUACUCCAUUCACCAUUCAGUUCCUAUCGGGCAAAACUUAACACAGAAUAUUAAAAUACCCUCAAAUAAAAGGUGACAUUCUGUACUGUUGCCUCAUAUGAGACAUUUGAUCUCAAAUCCAAAUAUGCUGGAGUAUAGAGCCAAAUUAAAAUGUGUAGCUUCACUGUCCAAAUACAUAUGGAAGGGACUAUUUAUUGUCUAUUUAUUGGGUCUGAAUUCAUAUUUUAUGUCUGUCCUCUACUCUGUUGACGAAAAGUUAUGGGGUUGUCUCUUUGAAACUAAGGCUGGGAUUGAAUCCGGUUGUGGGUUAUAGGUAUUGCGGCUUUUAACCUCUAAAAUAUUGAGCUGUUCUGGACAGGUUCCAACUGACAUUUUGGUGUACAAAGCCAUAUGUGAACGUCGUAGGGUCCAGUGCCCGAAAGCUCCAUCUGUCUACACUCCGCUACCACUCUCUCAGCAGAACGGAACGGAAGUGUCAGGUUUCAGACCGCACAUUUGCAUAGGGAGUAACGUGUCACACUUUCUGGCCUAUCCAGACAAAUAAUCGAUUUACCCUCCCUCUGGGAGACAGCAUAGUGCACAGGUGUCAAACUCAUUCCACAGAGGGCCGAGUGGCUGUGGGCUUCGCUCCUCCCUUGUACUUGAUUGAUGAAUGAAGGGCCCUAAUUAGUAAGGAACUCCCCACACCUUAAUAGCUUAAUUGAAAGGAAAAAACUCAAACCUGCUGACACUAGGCCCUCCAUGGUAAGAGUUUGACAACCCUGGUCUAGUGCAAGGGUGUUCAACUCUUAAAGGCUCUGCAUGGUCAAUCCGAUGUCUGCGGUGGACGUACAGCAUUUACUGCGACACGGCCUCCGCAGAGGUCAGCACGUUCCUACUUCUUCGCGGAGCAGAGCUGUUGUCAAGGAAGUGAGUUUUCUGUUUAUACAGGACCUACCGUCAACUAUUCAUGUCAAUGCGGAUCUAUACAGAGCUAUAAGGAGCCCUCCACAUUGUUAUAACAUUUGAGGCACACGGCCGAUGCAGUAUGGAGUUUGAUUUGCAAUUGCGUCACAUCCUUCCUUACUGAGCCUCCGGCCCACAUUUAGGAGCCUGCUGGUUUUCUGUUCUACCUGAUAAUGAAUUGCAUACACCCGGUGUCCUAGGUCUAAAUCAGUCCCUGAUUAGAGGGGGAAUAAUGAAAGAAAACAGUGGAACUGGCUUUGAGGUCCAGAGUUGAGUUUGAGGGGUCUAGCGAGUCCAACAGUCGUGAUUUCAUCUCGACGUGAUAUCUUCAACUGGAUUUAGAGCUUUCAACAUAAAAAAAAAAAUACUGAGUAAUUUCAUAGAAUUGAAAGGAAAGCUUUCUCUUGGUCACAGACGGACACAUUCAGUGAGUGAAGUUGUAAUGAGUCUGCACACUUUUGAAUGGUGUCUCUGUACCUCUUAGUGGGCUUUUAGGAGAAAAGUCUGUCGUCAGUUUUAUGAAAAGGUACCGAUAUUGUACUGCCAUUAACCCCUUGAAUAAAUUUCCGUUGCCCCGUGGAAAUCAAAUUAGCAUAAAUACAUCUCCAUAAAAAUCUAUCUGUUUAAUAAGCUAGAGAUGUCUGCAUGGGCUGCGUCUCAAUCCACCGCAUCCGCCGAUAUAGGCCUUCUGCUUUGAAAGGUGGCCGAGCUACAGCAGUGUUUGUCAGACCAUGCGGCAUCCCCUAAAAUCGGUCUUCUCACAUCUGAACAGAUUGGGCUACACACUAACAUGACCCCUCUAUGGAAAGGUGAGUCUCUCACGAACACUUACAUUUCGGUUGUUUUGCUCUAGGAUGCUCACAAGCCUCGUCUGAAGGUAGCCCAGUACCCGUUAAAAACAUUAUUGGAAGUACAGUGCUUUUGGAAAGUAUUCAGACCCUUUCCCAAUUUCUACAUUUUGUUACAUUACAGCCUUAUUCUAAAAUGUA
Salvelinus namaycush (lake trout) is the source of this 5925-nucleotide messenger RNA. RefSeq names its product GDNF-inducible zinc finger protein 1-like. The transcript is spliced from 7 exons. NCBI's taxonomy places the organism in Eukaryota, Metazoa, Chordata, Actinopteri, Salmoniformes, Salmonidae. The coding region runs from base 11 to 2635 and encodes 874 amino acids. The record is from RefSeq and is a predicted model, not a curated record. Gene Ontology annotation, molecular function: protein binding.